AUGAAGAUAUAUUUGUCACUGAAUGGCUUCUGCCAUGACUUUAUUUUGUUCUUUCUUUCGUUCGUUCUUUCUUUAAUUUCUUUUCUUCUUUCUGUUUUUAUCUUCAUUUCUCCACUUUGUACAUUCUUGGCUGCCUUUUCCAUCUCUCUCUCUCUCUCUUUCUUUCUUUCUUUCUUUUUUUCUUUCGUCCAGUUCUGUUUAUAUUUCUUUUAUCACCUUUCUUACGAUCUUUUUGACUUUCUUUCUUUCUUUCUUUUCUUUCUUUCAUUUAUAUCUUUACUUUUUUCUUCAAAUCUUGAGAGUCUUUCUUUUUUCCUUUCAUUUCAUUCUUCCUUUUUUACUCAUCUGUUUAUCGUUCUUGGCCUUUCCGUCUUUUCUUUCAUUCGUUUUUCUUUCUUUCUUUUUAUAUUUUUAUUAUCGACUUUCUUUACCGUUUUCAACUGUUUUUUCUUUUAUAUCGCUCAUUUUUCUUCAUAUCUUGACAUUCUUUCUUUUUUAUUCUUUCAUUUCUUCCUUUCUUUCUUUCUUUCUUUCAGUUGUUCAAUAGUCUCUUCUUGGGCUUUCCGUCUUUUCUUUCUUUCUUUCUUCAUUUAUUUAUUUAUUUAUUGUCGUUUACUUUUUAUUUUCGUUUACUUUUUAUUUUCAUUUUACUUUUAUUCUUCCUUUCUUUAA
This is a messenger RNA of Acanthosepion pharaonis, 672 nucleotides long. The record is from the annotation of a GenBank genome assembly. NCBI's taxonomy places the organism in Eukaryota, Metazoa, Mollusca, Cephalopoda, Sepiida, Sepiidae.